Molecule: messenger RNA, 2800 nt
Organism: Hypanus sabinus (Atlantic stingray)
Lineage: Eukaryota; Metazoa; Chordata; Chondrichthyes; Myliobatiformes; Dasyatidae
Product: V-type proton ATPase subunit S1-like
Exons: 11
Coding region: 55-1425 (456 amino acids)
Cellular component (GO): proton-transporting V-type ATPase complex
Source: RefSeq, a predicted model, not a curated record
UGUAGUAAGUUCUGAAGUGUGUUUUGAUCGGAGGCAAGUCCUGUUGAAAGUUCCAUGGCUUCAGAUCGUUGGUGUUUGCAGCCACUACUAUGGUGCACUUUAAUUCACCUCUUUCAGGGUACUUCUGCCGUGGAUCACGUUCCUGUCCUAGUGUGGUCAACAUUUAGCUCUUUAUGGAAUUUGAAAAAUGCAACUCAUGAAGGUCAUAUCAUUGGAAACAAAGAUCUACAUACAUUCCUGAAACCAAUUUUUAACCAAGAGUCCCAGAAUGUUAUUCUAUUUCUUCAGAAUGAGCUUAGUGUUGAAGACUUUACAUGUUAUGGUCCUCAUAAUGGAGACAAUGAAGUGUUCUACAAUAUACAGCAAUUCCUUGACACCUCAAACUCAUCCGUGGUUCUACCAGCAGUUGACUGGAGGGCAAUAAAACACCUAAAAGAAAGUUUUAAUUGGACCAAAGUUCUAAUUGGCCAUGAUCAGGAGAAAGAACUGAAAGUGGAUCCUUCAAAGCAAAAUCUGAUUGUAAUAAACUUAGAACCAGUUGACAGGGUGAAUAACUUGAAAACAGCACAGUGUCUAACCAACAACGAUAGAGUAAUUGGGAUGACAAUUAAUACUCUGAAAAAGAAAGGACUUCAGUUUUCUGGCAUUUACACAGCUUUAAGACCUUCUGUGGUUAUUAGCAGCCAUACUGAGAGAAUGAUUCAUACUGGACGGCGAUUGAAAGCCAUGGAUACAGAUAGUUCUGUUUCCUACCCACCACUGAAUGUGACAAAUGGCACAGACACCUGCAUUCUCUUUUAUGCUACCAGCCUGCAGCUAAAGGUCAAUGGAACGUUGAUUGAUCUCACCAAUGAAACCUUUAUUUCCCGUUCAGUGAACACCAGGAGUUCUAUAUGUUCAACCACCAAUGCCACGUUAUCACUCAACUAUUCACUCCAACAAAAUUUAAAAAUUAAUAUUAAGACACUAGAAAUCAGGUUUCUCAUGAGGAACACUUUCUACACUGGAUCUGCUCGGCACUGGUUCACUUUAGAUUUUGUUGAAAUUGUGCAAGAUGAAGUAGAUGUUGGAAGAUUUAAUGUGUCCAGCAUCUCAGCACCACAGGAAUAUUCCUUCCACUGUCAGUUGGUAGGAACUAGUGGGCUUAAUGGUGUAGAAUUUAUUCCAGCUAACAAGACUGCCCAAGCCUGGACUAUCACUAUUUCUGAAUUUCAGAUUCAGGGUUUCAAUGUGAAGAACAAUAUAUUUGCUUAUGCAAGUGACUGCACUUCAUUCUUUACUAAUGCAAUUUGGAUGGCCCUGGUGACAUCGCUGAUUCUUUUGUACAUUCUAACCUAUGGCAUACACAUGAUCAUGCACUUGACAACCAAUGAUCGCUUUGAUGAUCCCAAAGGCCAAGCUUUAUCAGUUCCCCAGACUGAUUAAGUGUACUGGAACUUAAUUCUCUAUCUUUAUGUUAACUAAAUUGAAUUUACACAAAAGGUUACAGGGGAUGUGGUUAGCUAUAAUUUUGAUGUACUUAUAGUUUGAAUGUUAAUCAAUACUGGAGCUUUUAGCACCUUGUAGAUAAAGUUGUCCAGAAAGGACAAUGUGCAGAUUGCUUAAUCAUAAAUCUUUUCACUGCACCAUAGUGUAUCUAUAAGCGGAGGCACAAAAUGGUUCACAGGUAGGACUUUUUGACUGACUAAGUAAUCUUGAUACAAGAAAGUGAGGGGAAGUGGGGGAGGGGGAAAGAUUGCCAGAACAAAUGUGGACCAAUUAUUUCCUGUUGAUGCUAAUUUGAAUGUUUAAUAAAGGAGACUUUCUGAAAUAUUAUUCUGUUAUUAUUCAUCAGUGAAUAGGAGAUACAAAAGCACUUAAGCACAAAUGAGCAUGGGUAAUUGUAACAUGAAUGGCUUAUUUUCUGUAAAUGAUUGACCUCAGCAUUAACUGUUACAAGUUAAAUUCACUUAAGUUUUCUAUUUUGUCAAGGUAACCACAUAGAAUAUAUGUAAAAUGGCUGAAGUCAAAGGGAAGAUUCAUUUGAAAUAAAAAUUGAACCUAAACACUGAAGCUCUGAAUACAGAUUAGCUAAUUAAAUAAAUUCCAAUGGAGCCUUAAGUCAGUCAUCCAUAUACAAUGUGUACGACUUAAUCCCAAGCGUUCACAGGUACACUGUUGAAAUCAUCUUUGCACAUUUUCCUGUGGCAGUUGCAUCCAAUACAUCGAAGGGAAAUUCAGAAUUGUAUUUUCCAAAGGUCUUUAGCACUAUUGGUCAGUAAACUCAAGGGCCUUCUGUAUCUACUGCAUUCCUGCAAGACUGCUGACUACUUCACCAACUUCCAGUAUGAAAGAUGGAUUUCCAGAAAUGCUCUUCUAUAAUUUGUAGAUAAUAUUUCAUAAUUACUAGAUAAUAGUCAAUCCAAGCAUCUGGAUCCUUACACAGUGUUCUUAUUUUUGAAGCAUUGCAAGAGUUUUUUAAAAAAGUAAAUAUUUUCCUUAAUGUUUCUAACACUCUAUAUUGCAGCAGCGAGAAUUUAAAAUAUAUAUAAUGAGCUGUCUGAUUAAUUUCAUGUGCUGAUUUAAAUUAAAAAUACCUAUUUGAAGACAAAUUUUAAUCAAACGUUAUUAUUUUUCCUUCAAUGUAAAUAGGCAGUACCAUAUAGAGUAUGGAUGAAAUACUGCAUCAAAAAUAGAAAUGGAUUAUUUUUAUGACUUGGGCAUCUUUGCACAAAUUUUAAAAUCAUGAUUAAAAUAUUUGGAGUACUACAAGACCAAAUUGUUUCUGUGAUUACUCAUAACAAUAAAAAUAUAAUUUUCA